Molecule: messenger RNA, 1341 nt
Organism: Owenia fusiformis
Lineage: Eukaryota; Metazoa; Annelida; Polychaeta; Sabellida; Oweniidae
Source: the annotation of a GenBank genome assembly
GGUAUCUCAACUGGUCGCAGUGAGGAGAUCAAACCGUUUUCAGAUGUUUUGGUUGAUGAGAAUGAAUGGGUGUUCAUAACAAUGGUCUAUGACAACAAUAAGUUGAAGUUUACAGCUGGGGAUGAAGAAAUUGAACAGACCUUUGAUGGUAGGAGUUCCCCUGGGGUUAUACGACUAAGGCCAAUUCAGCGAGAUAGGGGUGCAAUCCUGUCCAGUGAGUGCAAGGCUGUUUUUAAAAUCUCAGGUACAUAUAAUAUGGGUGGAAUUGCAGUUCUAGUGCUGUUCCUGUGUAUUGCUGUUGACACUGUGGAAAGUGUUGCAAAUGAAUGUGCAUUUGAGCAAGGGUCAGAUUGUUGUCAUUUCCAGACUAAAGGUGGGCGGGGUGGAGAGGCCCCAUGUUUUAAAGGGAGUGUGUGGAACCAGGCAAUAUGUAACUGUGACUGGCCUGCCAGGGUAGCCGUUCCAUGCAAUCCGCAGGAAGACUGCAAUGUAGUUGAACCAGCUCCAGUGGUCACAUGUCCUGUAGAUCUGGCUACUGAUCAGUGCUGUAUUAAUGGUGUCAUAUACACUAUUAUAAGUGAGACAGAGUACCAGCAAGGCAGGACUAUACAAUCUUGUCCUGCUGACCAAGUAUUCAGCCCUGAUGAUUGCUGUUGUGAAGGAGGAGAUUCCUUUGAGGCUGUUGAUGGUAAAUGCAUGUACUGGAAUUUUGAGAGAACUGUUAUUGAUUCAAACCAGAAUAUUCCUAUUAGAAAAUCUGGAUUUGCCAGUUAUGACUCUCGAGAUGGCCUGGCAGACAGGGGUUACUAUAUGCAGCUGGACCAGGAGGGAAGUCUUGCUGUAGAUAGAUUGUCAGGAGCUUAUUUCGGACAUCGCUUCUCUGUUGCUUUCUUUGUAAGAUUUGAUGGCCUUCUUAAUGGAGAGAAUCGUGCAAAUACUAUAUUUAGCAAUGGAGAUGAAAUCAAUCAAAAUUAUGACGAAUUUCCACCAACCAUUUUCAUGAUUGCAAACAGCGGUGACUCGGGUAAAGUGAACCUUGGGGGAGGGGUCUUAACUGGCCGUCAGACAGAGAUAGAACCUUUCUUUGAUAUCCCAGUUGAUGAGAAUCAAUGGGUGUUCAUAACAAUGGUCUAUGACAACAAUAAGUUGAGGAUUACUGCUGGAGAUGAAGUGUUUGAACAGAUUCAAAGUGGACAAAUCAAAUCUACUAGCUGUCCAUUGAUGUUUGGAGGCUUUUCCUUGGAUGCUGGGAUGGCCAUAGAUGAAUUGCUGAUCUGUCAAGAAACUGGACUCACUACAGAGCAACUUGAGGCAUUUAGAGAUGCGGGAACUCUGCCAUAG